Xenopus laevis (African clawed frog) is the source of this 804-nucleotide messenger RNA. It is a transcript of the gene crisp1.8.L, whose product is annotated as cysteine-rich secretory protein 1 gene 8 L homeolog. The record is from RefSeq and is a predicted model, not a curated record. Gene Ontology annotation, cellular component: extracellular region. NCBI's taxonomy places the organism in Eukaryota, Metazoa, Chordata, Amphibia, Anura, Pipidae. The coding region runs from base 1 to 804 and encodes 267 amino acids. The transcript has 8 exons.
AUGUCUCAGAAUGAAGUGCUGGGAUGUCAGGAUAUAGAAUGUAACAGGACAUUAGUAAACAGAACUAUGAGAUUAUAUAGAUCUAUUGGUGGACGCCCAGUUGAUAUUAAACAAGAAAAUAUAAAAAAGAUGAAAACUGUUUCAUUUUCUGCUCUAUCAACGAAAAAUAAAAAAAUUCAAGAUAUCAUUGUCAAUACUCAUAAUAUAUUAAGAAGCUCUGUGGAUCCACCAGCAACAAACAUGCUGAAAAUGCACUGGAAUAAAGAAGCUGCAAAAACUGCAGAAAAGUGGGCAAAAUUAUGCCUUCAGAAUCACAGCCCAAAGGAAAUCCGGGUGACGUCUAAGUUCCGCUGUGGGGAAAACUUGUACUUUUCAACAUUUAAAACCGCAUGGGAGGAUGUUAUUAACGCAUUCUUCAGCGAACGUGAGGAUUUUGUAUAUGGAAAAGGAGGCAAAAGGCCUGGGCUGGAGAUAGGACACUAUACACAGCUGAUGUGGUACCGAACACACCAGAUUGGGUGCUAUGUCCAUAAGUGCCCUCAGAGCUUAUACAGAUACUCCUAUGUGUGUCAUUACUGCCCGGCGGGGAACACAGGCAAUUUGAAAGUCCCUUACAAAGCUGGCCUGAGAUGUGCAGACUGUCGGGGUUCCUGUGACAAAGGCCUUUGCACCAACUCCUGCCCAUAUCAAGAUAAAUUUAAAAACUGUGAGGAAUUUAAUGUGGACGGUGCAUGCGCGAAAGAUAAAGCGCUAAAGUACGACUGCCCCGCUACCUGCCUCUGCACUAACAAACAGAUUAAAUAA